AUUUAUGUAAGUGCACACGACGAACAUACAUUAAAUACACGCGAGAGAGUUUUUCAAUAUCAAAUUUAUAUUGCAAAGAAAAUCGUACUUACUGCUGCAUAUGUAUAUAUGUAACAGAAUGGCAUUAUGAAAAUAUAGCAAAAUAACAGUUUUUAAGCGGUCUCUUUUGUAUUUUGUUUCCAUUUGCUCUCAAUUCAGUUCCAAUAUACCUUUCGUGCGAGUUAGAUGAGUACGUUUAUUUGUCGGUUACGGAAAGAAUUUUUAUUUAAAAAUUAAAAAUUUUGGAAUUGAUUUCUCUGUGAAAAAUCUAUCAAAUCAUAUUAUAAAAAUUAAUAAAAUGAGUAUUUUGUAAUGAAAUACAUAAAUAUUAUUACUUAUUAAAUAUUUGUGUGAAAAUUAUUAAAAAAAAUGUAUAUCCGGCUUUAAUUGUAAAAGUUCUUUAAUAAAUUAUACUAAAAUUUAAAAGCAAAAGUUGUAUGAAGUGAAAAAAGAAAAAUAUUAAAAAAUUUUAGAAAAAAAAAAUAUUUUUAUUAGAAAUAAAAAAAAAGAAAAAAUAAUAAUAAUUAUAAUCUUGUGUGCGAAAAUUGAUUUAAAUAUUAAUUUGUAUCGGAUGGCAUAUGAAAUGCCAUAAAAAGAAUUUCAAUUAAAAAAUAUUGUGGCAAAAUUUGAUUACACACACACAUAAAUGUAAUAUUCAUCUGUUAUUUUACUGUAAAGAAAAAAAUAAGAAGAAUUUGGAAAAAUGGAUUUACCUUUAAUAAUACCGGAAACAUUUAAUUAAUAUCGAUAAAUUUUUGCAAAUUAAAAAAAAAUGUGAUUAAACAAAAUACUUGAUAAUUAUAAAAAUUAUUAUAAUAUAAUCGAUAUUUAAUGAAAAUUGUAAUUAAUAAUAAAAAUUUAUUUGCAUAAUUCGGGAAUGAAAUAUAAACAAAAUUGGAUCUAAAAAUUAUUUUCAGCAGUUAAACCAGAUUUAAUUAAAACUUCAGUAAGAAAUUUUAAUUUAAAAUUACAAAUAAAAAAACAACAAGUAAUAAAGCUAAGGAAUCCAGUGAAUUUUUCUCUUAUUCUUCAACUUUAAAAAAAUAUAAGUGUCACCAGUCAGUUCAACUACAUUUUCAUGAUUACUUGAAUUCUUCUUCGUAUAGGUACUACUUAGUGUAUAAGACAAAGGCAAAAUACGAGUAUGUGGUAUAAAGGUUUUUGAAUAACUUUCCCAGAUUUAUUAAUGUAUGAAAAAUUAACAACCAUAAGAAAGAUUCAGUUCUUUAGUUGCAAAUGGAAGCCUGUAAACCGAAGUGAAUAAUACCAAUUUUAAAAUUGAUAUAAUAAAUAAACAAUUUAACAUAAAAUAAUUCAAAUAUGAAAAGGUAAAAAAUAUUUAACUAAAAAAACAAUAAGAAAAAGGACGAAUAAAGACAAAACUGGUCAAGUGCAAUAUAUUAAAUUUCGAACAAAAUUUUGCAGCCAAUUUUUAAAUUAUAAUAAACUGCAAAACUUACUUAAGAAGAAAAGAUAGCGCACAAGAGUUACUUCAAUUAAUUUAAUUCAAUUGAAAGGAGUUUCGAAAAGAAAUUUAAAUAUUUAUCUGCAAUAAAUUAUCAAAUCGUAUAAUGUCUAUUAGCGUCAUCAGGACCAUAAAAAUAAGUUAUAAAAUAAAUCAUACCUCGUGGUAAAUCAAAAAAUAAUUAUAAUUUUAUGUUUUAAUUGUGAAUUUGUGAAGCAGCAUAAUCUUAAAAUAUGACAGCAUUUCCUCAGUUUUUCAAUAUCAAUUAACUUUGAUUUUUUUACUGCGAAGGAAAAGAAAUUAUAAAUACAUUUGCGCUUGCAUGUGUAGGAGUAGGACUGUUAAACUGAUUUAAUUUUUGCAAGGUGUUAUAAUUAAUUCUUUGGGAUAUAAAGUAUAUUUUUUAAUUAUAAACAACUUGAAAAUAUGGAAAUCUUAUAACCCCAGCUCAAUAAAUGGAAAUUAUUUUCAAAAUUUUUAAAAGAUAUCAUAAAAAAUUUCACCAUAAAUUGCAAAGUAUAGAAAUUCAGAAAUUAAUUUCCAAAUUUAUAAUUAUUUAAAUAACACAGAACUCAUUAUAAAAUUCGCAUUAAUAAUAUCGAAUAGCUAUAAGUAAUUUAAUUUGAUUUUCAUAAAACGCUGUGUUGAAUAUAUUAGUAAUGACAAGGUUAUCAAAAUAGAGUAAGAAAAAAUAAAGUCAAACUCAAAAACAAGCAUACAUUAUGCUUUGAUAUUAUAAACUAUAUUUAUAACGGCACAAAGUGUUAUGUAGACAUUUAUAAAAAGUGAAAAACGAGUGACAAAAAAAAAACAAAAAAAAUGGAAAAUUCGUCACCGUUAGUUUAUAGUACCAAAAAGUUUAAUCAUAAUUUGAAAACGAAAUUAAAUUUAAAUUAUUAUAAUAACAAUAAAAUUAAAAUGACAUCAUCAAAUAGAACAAAAAAUUCAAGUCAAAAUUAUAACUUGAAUUAUACUAAUAAUAAAAAUAAUCAUAACGGUAUUAAUAGUAAUAAUUACAGUUCUUAUAAUAAUAAAAAUAAUUGUAAUAAUCAAAAUUUUAAUUAUAAAAAUAGUAUUAUAAACAAGAAAAAUUGUUGUAAUACCAAUAAUAAAUCUAAUUUAAAUAACAUAAACAUUAAAAUUAAAAUACAUAAAAAUUUAAUAUUUAAUGUAAUUAUAACUAUAUUAUUAGUAUGUAUAACAAAUUUUUCAUAUUGUGUAGUUAACUGUUUACCAUUUGCUGAUGCUGAAGUUGAAAUUUAUAUUAAUGAUGAAGGAUUUGAAGUAGCCAGCAUUAGCGAAACACAUUGUCCAAGACAAUGUCAGUGUGACGGACUAACUGUUGAUUGUUCACAUAGAAACUUAAUACAAGUACCAAGAAAUAUACCACCCGAAGUUGAAAAAUUAGAUCUUAGCGGAAAUAAUAUUACAAUAAUAUUUGAUUCGGAUUUUCAACAUUUAUCUAGAUUGAGAGUACUGCAAAUAACAGACAACGAAAUUCAUACAAUCGAGAAGGGUGCAAUGAAUGAGUUAACCUCCUUAGUGAGAUUACGAUUGAACAACAAUCGACUUAAGGAAAUUCCUGAAAAUUUUGUUACGAAUUCAGCAAAUCUUUUGCGAUUAGAUUUAUCAAACAAUGAAAUUCGUGCGAUGCCAAGAGGCAUUUUGAAAGGUGCUGUGUCAUUGAAAACUCUUCAAUUGGACAACAAUCAAAUAAUGUGUGUUGAUGAAUUAGCAUUCAAAGGAUUAUUUGAUUUAGAAAUAUUAACUUUAAACAACAAUAAUUUGACACUUCUGCCCCAAAAUGUCUUAAAUGACUUGGAUAGUUUGAGAGCAUUACGAUUAUCAGAGAAUCCAUUUGCAUGUGAUUGUCAUUUAGCUUGGUUAUCAAGAUUUUUACGCGCUGCACCAUUAUUAACGACCGGUCACACAAAAUGUCAAUCACCAAGUCAAUUAAAAGGACAAAAUGUUGCUGAUUUACCGGAUCAAGAGUUCAAAUGCUCUGGUUUAGCAGAAAAUGCACCUUUAGAAUGUAGUAUGACCAGUAGCUGUCCACAUCCCUGUCGUUGUGCCGAUGGUAUCGUCGAUUGCCGUGAGAAAAGUUUAUCAAAUGUACCGAAUUCACUACCUGAAGAUGCAACAGAGCUGAGGCUAGAACAAAAUUAUAUUACGGAACUUCCGCCUAAAGCAUUUGCAAAUUUCCGCCGCCUGAGACGAAUUGAUUUAUCGAAUAAUAAUAUUUCGAAAAUUGCGUAUGACGCAUUUACAGGACUAAGCCAUUUAACAACACUAGUUCUUUAUGGAAAUCGCAUUAAGGAUCUACCUGCUGGUCUUUUUCGAGGAUUGACAGCAUUGGAAUUGUUACUAUUAAAUGCAAACGAAAUAUCAUGUAUACGAAAGGAUACAUUUAUCGACCUAUUUAAUUUAAGUUUAUUAUCUCUAUAUGAUAAUAAUAUUCAGUCACUGGCUGAUGGAACAUUUGAAUCUAUGAAAUCUAUACAAACACUACACUUGGCAAGGAACCCAUUUAUGUGUGACUGCAAUUUAAAAUGGCUAGCUGAUUAUUUACAUAAAAAUCCUAUUGAAACUAGUGGUGCUAAAUGUGAGGGACCAAAACGUAUGCAUAAAAAACGUAUUGAAACAUUAACAGAUGAUCAGUUCAAAUGUACAUUAGAAGAGGAAGCACGUACCAAAUAUGUGGGAGAUUGUCGCGCUGAAACAGAAUGCCCAGCACGUUGUAGUUGUGAUCGUACAACAGUAGAUUGUUCUGCAAGAGGUCUCAAAGAAGUUCCGCAUGAUAUUCCACAGUAUACAACAGAAUUGUUACUUAAUGAUAAUGAAUUAAGUCAUAUUAAAUCAAAUGGAGUUUUUAGUAAUCUACCUAAUUUAGUCAAAUUAGACUUAAGACGCAGCCAAAUAAUAAGAAUUGAGCCAAACGCAUUUAAAAACGCUACAACCGUGCAAGAUUUAUUAUUGGGUGAAAAUAAAAUACGUGAAGUACAUAAGAAAAUGUUUAUUGGUCUGGAUAAUUUGCAGACGCUAUCGUUAUACGAUAAUUUGAUUUCGUGUGUUAUGCCCGGAUCGUUUGACUCUCUUACAUCUUUGCACACAUUAAACUUGGAAUCUAAUCCCUUUAAUUGCAAUUGCCAUUUGGCGUGGUUUUCAAAUUGGUUAAGGCAAAAAAAUUUUAUAGGAGGAAGCCCCAGAUGUAAUUAUCCUGUUGAAAUUGCUGAUGCUCACGUUAAAGAUUUACCAGUUCAUGAAUUUAAAUGUACAAUUGAAAAUAAUGAAGGUUGCUUAGGUGAAGGAUAUUGUCCAUCAGCCUGUUCUUGCAUGGGAACUGUUGUGCGGUGUUCUAAAAAUCGUUUGGAAGAGAUACCUAAAGGAAUUCCAGAAGAAACAACUGAAUUAUUUUUAGAAGGAAACGAAAUCAUUGAAAUAGAUUCAUCUAGAAUUGAGCAUUUAAAAGCUUUAACAAGAUUGGAUCUCAGCAGCAAUCACAUCUUAAUCUUACCAAGCAAUGUAUUCGAAAAUUUAACAAAGUUAUCAACAUUAAUUCUGUCAAAUAACAAAAUUCAGUGCGUUCAAGAACAUGCUUUUAUUGGGUUAAAUAAUCUAAGAAUUUUAUCAUUGCAUGGAAACAAAAUAUCAAUGAUAUCAGAGGGAACUUUUGAACAUUUAAGAUCAAUAACGCAUAUUGCACUUGGGAGCAAUCCACUGUAUUGCGACUGCAAUUUAAAAUGGUUUUCAACUUGGAUAAAAACUAAUUAUGUUGAGGAAGGUAUUGCAACCUGUCAAGGACCACCAUCAAUGAUUGAUAAAAUUGUCUUGAAUACAAAUGUGGAACAAUUUUUAUGCAAUGGAAAAAUAAGCAAUGAAAUUUUAGUAAAAUGCGAUCUCUGCUAUUCAUUUCCUUGCCAAAAUGGUGGUAUGUGCUUCCCAUCAACUGAUGGAAAAUUAGAAUUUGAAUGUAAAUGCCCAUCUGGUUAUUAUGGUAAACAAUGCGAACAUAAAAUUGAUGCAUGUUAUGGUAAUCCAUGCCGCAACAAUGGUAGUUGCAGUCUGUUCGAAGAAGGUCGAUUCAUUUGUCGAUGCCUAGCUGGUUAUGCAGGAGAAAGAUGUGAGCAAAACAUUGAUGAUUGCUCAAAGAACAUGUGCCAGAAUAAUUCAACAUGUAUUGAAGGUACAGAACGUUACACUUGCCGUUGCCAACCAGGAUUUAGAGGAGAAUUUUGUGAAACAAAAAUUGAUUUCUGUCAUCCAUCAAAUAAUCCUUGUGCAAAUGAAGCUAGAUGUCUUGAUCAUGGUACUCAUUAUUCAUGUGAUUGUCAACCAGGUUUUUAUGGUCGUAAUUGUACACAAACAAUAUCAGUGGUUCAUACGAAUUCUUUUGCGGAAAUGGAACCGUUACGUACAAAAUUGAAUGUACGUAAUGUUACAUUGACAUUCAAUGGUAACAAAGUAAAUGACUUAACAACAUCACCACCAGAUUCACCGGGACAAGAAAAAAAAACGGAAGAAUUAGCUGUACAAAUUAUUUUACCAAUAAUGCUUGUAUUAAUGCUGGCAAUUAUUUUAUUUAGACCAUGUGAAAUUGGAGCUCAAACAGACUGAGAACAAGUGAUACUUUUAGAUCAUAAUAAUUCAAAAGAAUCUCAAAAUGGUGAUGAUAAUUCUACUGAUAAUGAAUAGAAAUGCAACUUUCUUUUUUUUUUUGACACAUUAAAAUGUAAUCAAUUUCCUCUAACAAUCGGUAUAUAUUACGUAUGUUAAGAUAUAAAUUCAGAUAAUUUCAAUAUUUGUAUAUAAUGCAGGAUAAAAUUGUGGAAAUUUAGGUACAGCUUUGAAAUUUUGAAGUCAGCGUUCAAUUAGAUUCUCUAAAGGGCUUCAAAGUACUCAUUUCUUGGAUAAACAAUUUAUGAUAACUGUGCAUGAGAAAUUUGCAUAUUUAUAAAAAUCAAAUUCUAUUUCUUUUAACCUCAUACACCGUUAAAAAACAAGAAGUUAUGCUAAUAUAAUUGGAAUAAAACAAACAUUUCAAAAACUGAAAAAGGAAAACUAAGUUUCGUAUCAUAAUUGUCAUUCCCUUCAAUAUUAACGGAAAACCAAAUUUAACUUAGCAUUUCCAAACUAACUCAAUAUAUUCGUUAUAGCCAUAAUAUCUAUGGGUUUUUUGGAAUGGUUUUCAAUAUUCUCAAACUAAAAUACAUAAAUUUUGUAAUACAAAAUUUUUAAUUAUUUUUAAAAUAUCAAUUUCCCAUUUUUAAUUCUUCAAUUUUUUGGAUCAUACAGGGUGAACAACCAAAAUAUAUAUGUAUGUGUAAAUAUAUUUUUAAAAUGGCUGUAAAUAAGAAAUUUUUUCAAUUAUGGGAAAACCAAACAAAAAGUGCAUUCGAUGUUUUUAUUUUAAACGUUGCAAAUUACCAAAACGUUUUCUUGAAAGGUUGCGACUAUUAUAGAUUAAGACACUAAAUCAAAAAAAAACAAUACAGUGCCGCAAGGCAUUAAAUAAAGUCAAUAAAGAAAAAAAAAUUUAUUUUAAUAAUGAAAAAAAAUAUAGGAAAUAAAAUAUAUAUGUAUGUAUAUGUAAAAUACAUUGUAAAACAACAAAAUAGAACUGUUCGAAUUUACUAGUAGCAAACUAAUAAAGAAAAAACUAUUAAAAAAUACAAAUAAAAACUACAAAACUAUGUAAAAAUGCAAAAAUUUAAUUAAUUUAAAGAUAUUUAAAAAAAUGGACUAAUUAUUAUUUAUGAAAUGAACUGUCUUUAAACAAUUAAUUUAAUCAUAAUAUAUAUAAAUAAUUAUUUUAAAAUUAAGGAUAUUACAAAAACAAAAACUAUGUUAAUAUAAAUAUACUUAAUGUAUCCCAUAAAAGUAAAUGCAAAACAUGACUAAUAACUGUCAAGCACUUUUUUAAAUAAAAGAAUAGCUUAUGUGAAAAUCGUCGCAGAGCUUUUAAAAUUCUCCGGUGACAUCUUAAUAUGUGAUUAAUUUCUAAGACUAUUUUAGUUUAAAAAUCUAAGAUAUGGAGAAAAAUCAAAAUUUUCAAAAAACUAAUAUAUGUAUGUAUGUAUAUAUAAAGAAACAAAAACUUAUAAGGAAUUCCUAAACUAUAGUUCUUACUUAAAUAUGAUUUCUUUCCUAAAUGGACUCAAUCAUUUAAAAAGAAAAUGCUCUGUAAAUUAUUGAAUAUCUUCAUAUGAACACAAUAUUAAGGCCUAAAACAAAAUUGAAAGUCAGUUUUCUCAAAGGAAUUUUACUGCCAAUAAAAUUUUUAAUUUAAAAUUCAAAAUUAUUACAAGGAUACGUUUGUAUAUUUGUAUUUUAAUCAUAAUGAAUAGUGUAUUGUGUUAUUUGCUUUAAAUAUUUAAUUUAAAAAAAAUUGAUUAGAAAUUAUUUAUAUAAAAUGACAAAAAAUAUUUGUGAUUGUAAAAUUAAAAUUAUUUAACUAUAUCAAAAUUAAACCGAAAUUUUAUAAAAUAAUUAAGGGAAUUUUUCGCAGUAUUUUUGUAAAUAAAUAUUCAAAAAUAAGAAUCCGUACAUUAAAAAUUAAUUAAAAUAAGUAAAUAAAUAUAAGUUUAACAUAAAUUUUAAAAAAAUAUUAAUAGUAAAUGCAGGAAACCAUUAUUAUAAAUAGUAGCGUUGAAAUAUUCAAAUAACAAAUUGAAAAUUGCCUUCGAUUUUAUUAUCAAGCAUCAUACUGUUUUAAUAGUAUAUUUGACAGUAACAAUUAUGAAAACUUUGAUAGUUCAACAAGAAAAUUUGAAAACCAACUAAACAAGUAUAAAUAGCCUAAAAACAAUUUUUGUUUGGAAGUGAAGUGCUAUCGAAGAAUAUCAUUUUCAAUUUGUAUUUGAAAAUGUAUAAACAAACUGUGACAAAUUUUUAUUUUAAAAUGCAAAAUUUAAAUAUAAGUUGCACGAAAAAAAAUUCAUUGAAAGGGCAUAAGUAAGAGUAUUUUAACAGGAAAAAAAGUAUAGAAACAUAAAAAGGAAAUCUGUAAGGCGGAAAAUUUCUUUUAAUUGAAUAUUCGUGUCAUUUCAGUCAAAUUGGCUGGGCUUAAGAGCUUAAGUACCUGUUAUAUAAAUUGUAAUUAUUGUAAUAUAGUUAAAACAUAUAAAACGAUUAAUUAUUUUAUUGAAACUAGAAAGCAAAUAUUUAAUUUAAUAUUAAUUUACUUUAAAAAAGUAUAUAUAUAUAUAUGUAUGUAAGUAUAUGUAAUAAUAUAGUUAGUUAUACGACCUAAUUUAAUUGAUUGUAUUAUAUAAUAAAAACUUAUUAAGCAUAACAUUUCACCAUGUCUAA
Messenger RNA from Condylostylus longicornis, 8812 nucleotides. RefSeq names its product protein slit-like. Gene Ontology annotation, biological process: negative chemotaxis; axon guidance. The record is from RefSeq and is a predicted model, not a curated record. The coding region runs from base 2324 to 6118 and encodes 1264 amino acids. Lineage: Eukaryota; Metazoa; Arthropoda; Insecta; Diptera; Dolichopodidae. The transcript is spliced from 21 exons. Gene Ontology annotation, molecular function: calcium ion binding; heparin binding; Roundabout binding.